Eremomyces bilateralis CBS 781.70 is the source of this 1839-nucleotide messenger RNA. RefSeq names its product siderophore iron transporter mirA. Gene Ontology annotation, biological process: siderophore transmembrane transport. The coding region runs from base 1 to 1839 and encodes 612 amino acids. Gene Ontology annotation, molecular function: siderophore-iron transmembrane transporter activity. Lineage: Eukaryota; Fungi; Ascomycota; Dothideomycetes; Eremomycetales; Eremomycetaceae. The transcript is spliced from 7 exons. The record is from RefSeq and is a predicted model, not a curated record.
AUGGCUGUUGAGAUCUCGGUAACCCUUAAGGGCGAAUCAAAUAUAGAGUCAGCCGUGGAAAAAUCCAAUCUGACUUCCAAUGAAGAGCUAUCAGAUUUGGAGAGCCUUCAGGCAGGUGUGCAAAGGGCUGAAAUCCUGCGGAAGGGCUGGACAAAACAGGGACUGAUUGUGACUUUCAUUGGGCUUUUCCUCGCAACCCUCGUUAACAACUUUGGUGAUUAUUCUACUCAGGUGUACGUCCCUUAUGCUACCUCUUCGUUCAAACAGCAUUCUGCGAUGUCCGCCGCACGUGUUGUCGGCAAUAUCGCUCGGAUCGCAGCUUAUCCCAUCAUCGCAAAGCUGGGAGAUGUCUUCGGAAGAGCGGAGAUGUUCGCAGUGUCUAUUUUGACUCAGUCUAUUGGGUCUGGUAUCUACGCGGGUUGUCACAAUGUAUCACAGUACAUCGCUGCCGGUAUCUUUGAAGCUAUUGGAUCUACAGGCUUCAGCCUCACGCAGCAGGUAUUCGUGGCCGAUGUCACAAAUCUUAUCAAUCGAGCUGUCUGGUCGACCCUCCCUGACUCCUUAACGGUCAUCCCAGCAUUAUAUGUGGGAACGGAGAUUGCAGAGCAUAUCCUAUCUGACUCGACAUGGCGCUGGGGUUAUGGCAUGUGGGCGAUCAUACAGCCUACGUGCUCUAUUCUUCUAAUCGGCGCGAUGCUCUAUUACCAGCGGCGUGCUCCAGCGAGAAAACAUAUCACAGAAUUGUUAAGGUGGAAGGGCACUGACAGCUGGUGGAAGCGCAUAUAUGACCUAAUUUGGGUGCAGUUGGAUCUCUUUGGUGCAGUCCUCCUCCUCCUGGGGUUGUCCCUUUUUCUGGUUCCGUUAUCUUUGACUGGGUCUGGAAAUAGCGAUGAUUGGCACAAGGGGUCAUUCAUUGCCAUGCUCGUCCUAGGAGUUGUCUUUUUCAUGACAUUCAUUGUGUGGGAUGCGUGGUUCGCAAAAAAGCCGUUCAUCCCCUAUAGAAUGGUCAAGAACCGCACCGUUGCUGCCGCCUGCUUAUUGGGAGCACUUGAUUUCUUCCACUAUUCAGUGUUUUCGGUUUUCUUCACCAGUUACCUCCAGGUUGCUGGCCACUACAAGCCUGGACCAGCUACAAGGAUCGACAACUCCCUCCGUGUGGCCUUCCAAGUCUCGGGGAUCUUCGCUGCUUACUUCAUCAAGUUUACUCGACGGUCUCAGAUAUGGGUUCUAACCGGCGUGCCUCUUUCUGUCCUUGGCAUGGGCGUUCUCCUCUACCUCAUUGAUAUGGGCGAUGGCAAAAUCGGAAACGAGGCGGCCUUUGUGACAGCCAAAUCCUUGAUCGGUAUUGGCCGUGGGUUUUACCAAACUGCAUCCCAAGUUUCAGUUCAGAGUAAAGUUUCGCGACAGGAAGUUGCUGUCGUGACAGCUGUGUUCUUUGCUUCGAUGAGUGUUGGCGGAGCGAUUGGUACAAGUGUGGCCGGAGCGAUCUGGCGCAACACGCUGCCCAAGAAACUCAACCAAUAUCUCCCAGCGGAACUGAAGAAUCAAACAGAGAAAAUAUUCGGAAGUAUUGUCGUGGCGCAGAAAUACGAAGUGGGCACGGCCGCGAGGGAUGCUAUUGAUAUGAGUUACCGUCAGUCGCAGCGACUGCUGGCCAUUGCAGCAUUAGCUGCGUUAGUACCCAUGUUGAUUAUCAUGUUCUUCCUGGAGAACGUCCACUUAAACGAACAGGCGACCCUAGCUCAGCCAGAGUUGAACGACGAGGUUGUGGUGAAGAAGGAAGGGGAAACUGAUGUUGUGGUGAAGAAUGAAGGUGAAACUAAGAAGCAACCACACUAA